CGGGGUCAGCACUGGAACAGCUCCUGCUCUUUCAUUUUCAUAAACACUUGCUGCCGCCGCCGCCGCCGCUGUGACUUCUCCCUCCCCGCAGCUGCCUCCUCUGCCUCCUCGGGGGCGGCUUCUUUCUUUAUUACCGCCCCCCCCCCCCUCCCGGAAACGGGCGGCUACGAGGCUUUAUUAUUAAUUAUGACGGUGGUUGUUAGGCUGAUGAUGACUUCGGGCCCCGGGGGCUCCCCCCCUCCCCUCCGUAGGAGGCGCCGCACAAAGGGCACAGUGUGAGGAGCCGCAGCUGGGGGUGGGUGCGCGCCGCAUCCCGAACUUGCAACGUGUGUGCGGGUGCGCGCGUGUCUGCGCGCGCGCGUGUUUGCAUUCAGGGACCGCUCCGUGUGUGAGUGUGGGUGUGCUGGCGCGCGUGUGCAUGCCUCCUGGUUUUUUCUCCCCCUCAUUGGGAGCGAGGAGAAACCUCUGCCUCUCUGCUUAGAGAUAUUUAUAUAUUUUUUUUCGGAUUGCACCAGUCCAGGGGCUGCCCUGCUGCUGCAGAAGCAAAGGCACUGUUCCCAUAGUGGGAGAGAGAGAGAGAGGGAAAAAAAGACCGAGGGAGAGCGGGAGAGAGACGGCACCCUCGGGCCUCUUUCCUUUGGGGAUCUUGGCGGGGGUAAUUCUCUAAAAAUACCUGCAAGCAGGAGAUGCAUUAGAAUAAAAUGGAGGAGGGGUUGCAGCAGUGAUUCGCGGUGUUAUUUUCAUUUGGCUCCCAUGCAACUCCUGGGGCAGUGAUCAUUCAGGGCUCUAGUCUCCCUCCCCUCCCCUCCCCCAAGCUUCUUUUUCCCUCCUCUUUUAUUAUUUUUUUCACUUUUGCUUUUUGCUUUUUGUUUUUUUAAACCGACAUUUCUCUCCUAUGCUUUGCCAUGAGAAUGUCCGCCAAGCUCCUUGCCCUAGUCAUGUGGUCUUCGUUUUUCAACCCCAGUUUUGCAUUCAGCUCCCACUUCGAUCCUGACGGAGCCCCACUUAGUGAGCUGUCCUGGUCCUCGUCCCUUGCUGUGGUCGCUGUUUCUUUCUCUGGACUCUUUACUUUCAUCUUCCUCAUGCUGGCUUGCCUGUGCUGUAAGAAGGGAAACAUCGGGUUCAAGGAGCCCCCAGGGAACCCUGGAUCAGGAUCCACGGCUCACGGGAGGUCUCCGUCUCCGCUUCCCCCCCACCAGGAGUUUGAGAAUGCCGAGGGUGACGACUACACCACCGAGUUCUCCGUGCAGGGGUCUCCGGCCACGCAGAAUGGCCCCGAGGUGUACAUACUGCCCCUCACUGAGGUCUCACUCCCCAUGGCCAAGCAGCCUGGGAGAUCAGUUCAGCUGCUCAAGUCUACAGAUCUGGGACGCUACAGCCUUCUGUACCUGAAGGAGAUUGGCCAUGGCUGGUUUGGGAAGGUUUUCCUGGGCGAGGUCAAUUCGGGCAUCAGCAGCACCCAGGUGGUGGUGAAGGAGCUGAAAGUGAGCGCCAGUGUUCAGGACCAGAUGCAGUUCCUGGAAGAGGCCCAGCCGUACCGGGCUCUUCAGCACAGUAACCUGCUCCAGUGUCUGGCCCAGUGUGCAGAGGUGACGCCCUACCUGCUGGUGAUGGAAUUCUGUCCACUGGGAGACCUCAAGGGCUAUCUGCGCAGCUGCCGGGUGGCCGAGUCCAUGGUCCCAGAUCCCCUGACCCUGCAGCGGAUGGCUUGCGAGUUGGCCUGUGGAGUUCUACACCUACACAAGAACAACUAUGUGCACAGUGACCUCGCCUUGAGGAACUGCUUACUUACGGCUGACCUGACUGUGAAAAUUGGGGACUACGGCCUCUCUCACUGCAAGUACAAAGACGACUACUUCGUGACGGCCGACCAGCUGUGGGUGCCGCUGCGCUGGAUUGCCCCCGAGCUCAUCGACGAGGUGCACAGCAACCUCCUCGUCGUGGACCAGACCAAGGCCAGCAAUGUCUGGUCGCUGGGCGUAACCAUCUGGGAGCUGUUUGAGUUGGGGGCCCAGCCCUACCAUCACUACUCUGACCGCCAGGUGCUUACCUACGCUAUCAAGGAGCAGCAGCUCAAGUUACCCAAGCCCCAGCUGAAGCUGUCGCUCUCAGACCGCUGGUAUGAGGUGAUGCAGUUCUGCUGGCUGCAGCCGGAGCAGCGGCCCACCGCGGAGGAGGUGCACCUGCUGCUGUCCUACCUGUGUGCCAAGGGCACCACAGAGGCCGAGGAGGACUUUGAGAAGCGGUGGAAGUCCCUGAAGCCCAGCGGGACGGGCGGAGCCGGCCACUUGGGCAGCGUGGCCGAGCUGUCCUCCAGCUUCCCGCUCCUGGAGCAGUUCUCUGGGGACGGCUUCCAUUCGGACGGCGACGACAUCUUGACCGUGAUGGAGACCAGCCAUGGGCUCAACUUUGAGUACAAGUGGGAGCCCAACCGGGCCGAGGCCUUCCAGACUCCCGCGGGCACCCUCAGCCCCCGCCACGCCGCCCACUACCAGGACCUCUACUACCCGGCCAGCUCCUCCGCCAGCCACCUGAGCCUGGGGGUCUCACCUUCCUGCUACGAAUGCCCUCCGCCUGGCGUGGUGCCCAUCCUCAGUGCCCACAGCCCCUCCGUGAGCAGCGAGUACUACAUCCGCAUUGAGGAGCCCGCUGACUGCGACCUGGACUUCACCAUGUGCUCCUCCAGCCCCGAGGGCCAGCAGGCGUCCCCCGAGGCGGCCGCCCCCUGGUGUGACAAAGAGGGGCCCGUGGGGGGGACUUACGACUCAGACAGCAGCCCCACUGUGUCCCUGACCAUGGAGCCCCUCCUGGGGCAUGGACCCAGCGGGGAGGGGCCCUGGGACCACCCUGACUACUACUCCCACCUGAGCUGUAGCAAAGACUCGCUCUGCUACCAGCCUUCCCCUGCAGGGGACUCGCGGACCGAAGACAUUUUGUUGGGGGAUGGCAGGGUGGGUGCCGGCAAAGACUGGGGCCUUCCAGGCUUCAGCCAGGCUUUUUUUGAGGACCCAUUGGGGGUGUCCCCCUCGGGGAAUGCUGUACCCCAGGAGUCACCAGGGGGGGCCCAGGAAGCAGCGGUGGGAGAACCGGCGAAACAGGAGGCGCGGGGCAGUCCCGAAUCAGUCAUGGUUGAGCUGGGUGAGCCUGAGAGUCUGCCUUGUGGCAGCUCCCAGCAGGCGGGUGCCGAGGAGGCAAGCUUGGCUGCCCAGCAGAGACACUGGACCUCGAACGUGUCUGCCAAUAACAACAUCAACAGCGGCUGCCCCCCUGAUUCCUGGGCCGCUCACUUUGUAGACUCCUACUUGGGAUCAGGAGAGUGCCCGGGCACAGAAGCUAACCCGAGUGAGCCCCUUGCCCCGGACCAUGUGCCGGCCCCGCCCCUUCCCGAGGGUCAGGGGUCGGAGGGAGCUUUCCCGGGGCAGGGGCCAGGGAGCCCACCCAGCUUUGCUUCACACUGCCAGGUGGAGGAGGGCCCGGCUCCGGUCACCACCUCUCCCUCCCCGAGGAUAGACCCGGACGCCACAGACAGGAGGGCUGUAGAUCUUGGGGCCGACCAGAAAGCCCCGGAGGAAGCCCUGGCCCCCUGCGGUUCCCCAGCCCGGUCUCCCUUGCCCUCCCCUCCCCAAGGGAGAGCCCUGCUUCUCUCCCGGGCGGCGGGCAGUCUGGCCCCUGCUCCUAAGCCCGACUCCCCCGUGCCAUGGGACUGUAGCCAGAGUCACAGCAACGAGCCAGACCAGACGCUGGACAGCAGCGGGAGCUUCCCUGAGCUGGAAGGGCCAGGCAGCGAGGACGAGGACACGACAGAGGCCACCUCCGGGGUCUUCACGGACUUUUCCAACGACUGCCUUACUGAGAAGCCUGACACAACCCCUGCCUUCCGCUCCCUGCAGAAGCAGGUGGGAACGCCGGAUUCCCUGGAGUCUCUGGACAUCCCAUCCACGGCCAGUGAUGGCGGGGAGAUCUACAGCCCGACAGUGUCCUACCCCGCCACCGGGCAGCCCCGGGCGCUCGACAGCGGCUACGACACGGAGAACUAUGAGUCCCCCGAGUUUGUGCUCAAAGAACCCCAUGAGCCCCGAGACUCCGAGGAUUUUGGGCCCCUGGGAAAGGAGGACGAGAGCCCCGCCUUGGAGAUGAGGCUUUCGUCCUCCAUCAGUGCUGAGCUGCACGGUCUGAAUGAGAAAAACCCCUACCGAGACUCGGCCUACUUCUCUGACUAUGACACAGAGACCGAGAGGCCCUCCCAGGGUGGGGAGGAGGAGGAGGAGGAGGAGGACAGCGAGCCCGGAGACACAGAGUCCAGCCCGCUGGGCCCCCAGCCCCACAGUGGGGACGCUCCAACCCCGGAGGAAGCAGGUGCUCAGCCUGCCUCUGCCCCUGCUGGGGAGCCCCCUCCACGGGCCAUCGGAGGAGGAGACCAGGAGAGCCCCGAGGCCCUGGGAGAAGGGCUGGCCCCUGCUGCUGCCCCUGCCCCUGCCCCCGCUCCAUCCAAAUUGUUCUUCCUGACUCCCGUUCUGCCAAGCUCGGAGGGCCGGGGGGCUGCGGAAAGCUGCCACGGACCCCAGGAGGCCCCAGGCCUGUCCCCCACCUUGGUGGGCCAGGGCACUUGGGACCUGGUUCCUGGGGCAGAGGUGCAAGAGUGGAAGGAAGCCACGGCCUGCGAGAGCCAGCCGGGGGAGAAGCUGGCCCCACGGCCCACCCCUCUGCGCCUGGACCUGUCGGACCUCCCGGCAGCCAAGGAGAGCCGGCCGGCUGAGGAGGAGGAGGAGGAGGACUCGGACGACAGCGACGAGUCGGACGAGGAGCUGUGCUGCUACAACAUCCAGGAGCAGAGCGAGGAGAGCGAGGAGGAGCCGGCCGCCGUGCCCAUUGUGGUGGCCGAGAGCCACAGCGCCCGCAACCUCCGCAGCCUCCUCAAGAUGCCCAGCCUCAUGUCCCAGUCCUUCUGUGAGGACCUGGACCGCAAGAAAAAGGCCGUCUCCUUUUUCGACGAUGUUACCGUCUACCUCUUCGACCAGGAAAGCCCCACGAGGGAGCUUGGGGAGCAGCACUUCCCUGAGACGAAGGAAGCGGCUUCCUCCUUCCUGCCGAGCAGCCCCACUUCUCUGAGCCCCUCGGACCAACUCAGUGCAGCAGACAAUUUCUCCGACAGGACGGUCUCUGAAGAGAGUGAGCCUGGUGGUGGGUUCGAGUGGGAUGAUGAUUUCCCGCUAAUGCCAGCCAAGAAAUCUUUUGUGUCUUCACCGGGGCCUGGAGUGCCGGACUCCAUGCUGCCCAGCCUGGCCACCCCACCGAAGCAGGUGCUGCCCAUCCAGUUUUCCCGCUUCACUGUGUCUCCCAGCCCAGUCUCCCGAUUCUCCAUCACACAUGUCUCUGACUCGGACAUCGAGUCUGUAGGAGGUCGUCUGUAUGGAGGUUUAAGUUGCAGAGCGCUAUCAUCAGCCCAAAGCAAGAUAACGCCAGGGUCAGUCGUCUGGUUUUACUGAGGAGGAAACUGAGAAUCUCGGCCAGAUCCUGUCACCCCCGAAGGAAGCAGUGAAGACGGGGACAGAGAAUAGCCUGGGCCUGGACGGCACUUUGGAGAGUGCCCGGCACGGCCCUGUGGACCAGGGCGAGGAGAGACGGCCCUCCCAGCCCCAAGAUGAAGCCGCGGAGGAGAUGGGGGGGCGGGGGUUGUCAAGAACUCAGCUCUAUUUUUUUAGACAGAUUUUAUCAGAGGCAUUUGAUUUGCUGCUAGCUCACAGACAUCACCCACCCCCGGCCUUCUGCCCCUUUGUCCGGUACCGGUGCAGUCACGGGCAAUGGUCCAUGCGGACCUACCUGCUGAAGGCGCGCGGGUUUGUGUACAAAUAUACAUACGUAAAUGAUAGCGUUAAAGGGUAGACCUGCAGAACCCUGCUCCCCAUCUUACCCCCGUCGAAGAGGCUGACUAUGACCCCAGUAUUGCUUGCUCCUCCCAAUGGUCUGUGGCCUCUCGGGGCUCCCCCCUUGCUGCUGCCCCAGUGCCUCGUGCUCCCCUGCUUCCUAGAGCUGUAGUUGGGGGCAGGAGCCCCCCCCCCCCAGGGCCUUCCUCUGGGCCCCUGCUCUCUCGGCCCCUGCUGUACAUACAUUGGAUUUCUGAGCCCCCUCCCUCGUGUCAUUCAGUAACAGCCCCCUUGGCUUCUGCUGGAACUCGGUUUCACCUCGUUUCCCUCUACAACUCACCUAGAUGGCUGGUUGCCUGAGCUGGCUCCAGGCCCGACCCUCCUGCCAGGAGCUGAAGCUGCUCAUCUCGGAUGGCACCAGGCGAGGGACUCCCCACCCACCCCUCCCUCUGCUCCCUCUCUCUCCAUAUUCCCUUGUUUUGUUUUUGUCCCUUUAACCCUUCCCAAGCAGAAGUCUGGGCAAUAUUUCCCAAGCAGCUAUUUCUCUCUGGCUACAGCCCGGAAACGUGAUGGGUCUCUCCCUCCAGAAAACAAGGUUUCCUCGGCCCAGGGCCUCGGGGCUUCGAAGCCGUGGGAACGGGUGGGUGUCUCUAGCAGCACAGCCCCAUUCAUCAGUCAGACUAUGGAACUCUGGGGGUUUCCUGCCCCUUUACCACGGGCCCUAUUCUGGAGGUUUCUUGUGGGGAGCAAGGGCUAGGCAGGGGAGAGCACCUUUCUACAGGGUGCGCAGGUAGUGAACGGAAGAGUUUUCUGGGCCGUAACUGCCUCAAUCUGCCACGGAGAGCAAGGAGGGGACCCCCCACCCAGCUGUCCACUUUCAUGUUCAAUGUUGGAUCCCUGUUCCCCCUGUCCAGGGGCCCAGGAAUAGGUGGGGGAGGGAGCAAAUGGCAAAUGGGGCUCUGUGGGAAUAUUUUUGUAAUGGCUAAUGCAGAGAGAAUGGGACCGUGAUAAUUUAAGUUAUUGUUGCCAAAGAGAUGUAAAGAGUUUAUUGAAGGGGUGGGUGGGG
Messenger RNA from Sarcophilus harrisii (Tasmanian devil), 6930 nucleotides. It is a transcript of the gene LMTK1, whose product is annotated as apoptosis associated tyrosine kinase. Gene Ontology annotation, biological process: peptidyl-tyrosine autophosphorylation; brain development. The transcript has 15 exons. Gene Ontology annotation, molecular function: ATP binding; protein tyrosine kinase activity. NCBI's taxonomy places the organism in Eukaryota, Metazoa, Chordata, Mammalia, Dasyuromorphia, Dasyuridae. The coding region runs from base 906 to 5486 and encodes 1526 amino acids. The record is from RefSeq and is a predicted model, not a curated record.